AGAAAGGACCUUCUUGUGGUGGGAUAAUUGGCACCCUCUUGGUCCCUUAUAUGAUCGAUUUGGGGAUAGAGUGGUGCAUAAUGUUGGCAGAUCUUUAAGGGCUAAGGUGGCUUCAAUAGUGGAAAAUGGGGCUUGGAGAUGGCCUAGAUUAAGAAACCACCUUAUUCAGACCAUCGUCUCUCACACUCCUCAGAAUUUGGUUCCACACCCUGAGAUGGUGGAUUCAGUAAUUUGGGUGCCUCAUCCUAGUGGUAUUUUCACUAUUAAGUCUGCUUGGGAAGCUAUUCGGGAGAAAUUCCCUAUUCAGCCUCGAUUCAAGGUUAUUUGGGGUAGUCAUAAUGUCCCUAGAUGGUCUUUUAUACUUUGGUUGGCAGCUCUUCACAGACUGAGUACUAAGGACAGAUUGAGAAACUGGGGUAUGGCUUUGGAUGCUCUUUGCUGCCUCUGCCAGGAUGAGGAGGAAUCACAUCAUCACUUGUUCUUUGAUUGUUCAUAUUCUACACGUGUUUGGCAGUACUUGGUGUCAAAGAAUAGAGUGGCUGGCAUUCCUAAUAAUAUGGGAGAUGUCCUUGAUUGGUUGCAGGGCAAUGUAUCUUGGGAUACUUUCAGAUUUGUUAGUUUGAAGAGUACAUUGGCAGCUACUGUUUAUGGUCUUUGGCAGGAAAGAAACUCUCGUAUUUUUUGUGCAAAAAUGAAGGAUCAUACUCAGGUGGCAACAGAUAUAGCCAAUGGGAUUCGUGCUUUCCUUAGCUCCAGAAGGAAUGUAAAACAAUCCUUGCAAAAUCGGAGUAUUUGUGAGAUAUGGGCCUUGCCUCAUAGGAUCAUGCAAUCUGUAUAGUUUUUUUUUAUAGGGUGUUCUUUGAUUUUGUUUUCUUGUUUAGAGCUGUUAAGUAUGGCUGCCUGUUUUGUUGUUUCUUGUAAGGGGAUUCUAUCCCUUAUACUUUGUUUCUUGGUUUGAGCCUAAUAAAAUUUUGUGCACUUAUCAAAAAAAAAAA
Molecule: messenger RNA, 995 nt
Organism: Rhododendron vialii
Lineage: Eukaryota; Viridiplantae; Streptophyta; Magnoliopsida; Ericales; Ericaceae
Exons: 1
Coding region: 215-838 (207 amino acids)
Source: RefSeq, a predicted model, not a curated record